This is a messenger RNA of Rhinichthys klamathensis goyatoka, 868 nucleotides long. RefSeq names its product musculoskeletal, embryonic nuclear protein 1a (gene mustn1a). Gene Ontology annotation, biological process: chondrocyte proliferation; tissue regeneration; chondrocyte differentiation. Bases 415 to 633 code for a protein of 72 amino acids. Gene Ontology annotation, cellular component: nucleus. The transcript has 3 exons. Lineage: Eukaryota; Metazoa; Chordata; Actinopteri; Cypriniformes; Leuciscidae. The record is from RefSeq and is a predicted model, not a curated record.
AUGUCAUUCUAAUGGAAUACGCAAGAGAGACAAAUUAACAUUCACAAACAAGCACUUAGCAACCCUCAAAACACCAAACACAGCAGUGUACAAAUAAACAUUUGCACUCCAACAUAAGCAAUAAAGCAGAUACAAGACACAAACCAUAAACUGUUUUCAUUUCUGAGCUGCUGGAACUAAUGGAAGUACUGAAGAUGUCAUCCUUAAAUAACCAUGUGUUUGUUUAUAGUGACUGAUUAAAUGGGAGGAGGAACCAUGUGACUCAUGCUUUGGCCAAAGGAAUUAUGGUCCAUUUGGGAUUGGACUCGGCAAGGGAAGGGUGUGAACGUGUGUAUAAAUGCACAUCCAACAAGUAUAAAACAGAGAAACUUAAGCAAGACUUUAAGACAUCACAACUGAUUUGGAGAGUUGACCAUGUCUCAAGGUGAGGAAGAGGAAGUUAAGAGGCCUGAGGUGAAAGCGGAGGAUUUGAUUGGAGCCAGGGAUAAACUAGCAUUUGGAACAGAGGUGAAGAGCAAGACCUUUGAGGUGAUGCAGGAAUGCGAACAAGCUGGGAAGGUCGCGCCGUCCGUCUUCAGCAAAGUUCGCUCAGGAUCUGAGACUGCCUUUAACAAACCCAGCAAGAGAAAGUAACACUGUGGGACCAUACACUACAUUUUUUUUCACUGAACCGUACAGCUAAAAACAUGUUAAGGUGCAUUUCUAAAUGAAUCUAAAGCAUUAACAUUGAAAUAACAGUAGAUUUUAUUUGAACAGGUAUUUAACUAACAUGUCAGUUUUGUCACAACAGCACAGCUAAACAAUAUUAGUAGUUUUGAGACUGAAUGCAAAGUCUGAUCUUAAGAACACCAUAAAAUGUAUUCCACUU